CCAGAGAACUUUUGGCAGCGGCGCCGCGCGUCGGCCGGGCGGCGCCAGGAGGAGGGGCCGAGGGCCGCGCCCCGCCCGCCGCCCAGCCCCGCGGGGACCUCGGGGACCGGGACGCGAGCCACAUGCAGAGCGGAGGCUCCGCGCAGCACAGCCCGCGCGCCGCCGGCUCCGGGCGCUGAGGACGCGGGGACACGGCCGGCGCCGCCGCCGAGCCAGGGGCGCGGGAGCGCGUCCGCGUCCACGCAGCCGCCGGCCGGCGAGCACCCGGGCUCCGCAUGCCAGCACGGCCGAGGUGGCAGCGAGACAUGCAACCGGCCCGGAAGCUCCUCAGCCUCCUUCUCCUCAUCCUGAUGGGCACCGAACUCACCCAAGUGUUGCCCACCAACCCUGAGGAGAGCUGGCAGGUGUACAGCUCUGCCCAGGACAGCGAAGGCAGGUGUAUCUGCACGGUGGUUGCCCCCCAGCAGACCAUGUGUUCCCGGGAUGCCCGCACGAAACAGCUGAGGCAGCUGCUGGAGAAGGUGCAAAACAUGUCUCAGUCCAUAGAGGUCCUGGACAGGCGGACUCAGAGAGACUUGCAGUACGUGGAGAAGAUGGAGAACCAAAUGAAAGGCCUGGAGUCCAAGUUCAAGCAGGUGGAGGAGAGUCAUAAGCAACACCUGGCCAGGCAGUUCAAGGCGAUAAAAGCGAAAAUGGAUGAACUUAGGCCUUUGAUACCCGUGUUGGAAGAGUACAAGGCCGAUGCCAAAUUGGUAUUGCAGUUUAAAGAGGAGGUCCAGAAUCUGACGUCAGUGCUAAACGAGCUGCAAGAGGAAAUUGGCGCCUAUGACUACGAUGAACUUCAGAGCAGAGUGUCCAAUCUUGAAGAAAGGCUCCGUGCAUGCAUGCAAAAACUAGCUUGUGGGAAGCUGACAGGCAUCAGUGACCCAGUGACCGUCAAGACCUCCGGAUCGAGGUUUGGGUCCUGGAUGACAGACCCUCUGGCCCCAGAAGGCGAUAACAGGGUUUGGUACAUGGACGGCUACCACAACAACCGCUUUGUCCGCGAGUACAAAUCCAUGAUUGACUUCAUGACCACGGACAAUUUCACAUCCCACCGCCUCCCACACCCCUGGUCGGGUACGGGGCAGGUGGUCUACAACGGGUCCAUCUACUUCAACAAGUUCCAGAGCCACAUCGUCAUCAGGUUCGACCUGAGGACGGAGACCAUCCUCAAGACCCGCAGCCUGGACUACGCCGGCUACAACAACAUGUACCACUACGCCUGGGGCGGCCACUCGGACAUCGACCUCAUGGUGGACGAGAACGGGCUGUGGGCCGUCUAUGCCACCAACCAGAACGCCGGCAACAUCGUCAUCAGCAAGCUGGACCCUGUGUCCCUGCAGGUGCUGCACACCUGGAACACGAGCUACCCCAAGCGCAGCGCCGGUGAGGCCUUCAUCAUUUGCGGGACCCUCUACGUCACCAACGGCUACUCGGGGGGCACCAAGGUGCACUACGCGUACCAGACCAACGCCUCGACCUACGAGUACAUCGACAUCCCCUUCCAGAACAAGUACUCCCACAUCUCCAUGCUGGACUACAACCCCAAGGACCGCGCCCUAUACGCCUGGAACAACGGCCACCAGAUCCUCUACAACGUCACCCUCUUCCACGUCAUCCGCUCCGACGAGUUGUAGCUGCCUCCGCUGGAAGCCAGGGUCCGAGUCCUCACCCAUGUGGAAGUUCUGGGACACGGCUGCCAAAAUGAUCCCAGUGAGACUAAUAAUACUCAUUUUGACAAAUCAUCAGCAACACGGGUUCCGGCAUCUCGGGACGACACCACCUCCAUGUUUCUCUAGGUCAAGCCGGGGGGGUGACACGCGGGGAAGAAGCCCCCGUUUCUGCAGCUGGAACUGCAGCCCAGGGCUCCCUGGCCCUCCCCACCCCCACCCCCGUCCCCUUUCUGGUCAAAUCACAUACUAAAGAGGUAAGGCAAUGACUGUUGGCCAAUUCUCGCCCCAGAACAACCCACCGUUAGAAUCGCAUGGACAUUUCCUUAGAUUGUGGUCAGCUCUGAUGGGCGUGGUUGCGUCUCCUUGAGAAUCCCCCAGGCCACACUCAGCGUCCAAGGGGUCCACGUAGGCUAGUUUAACUCACAUCCCAUCACAGCUGCUGUUUCUCGACUGUGUGUUGUGUCUUAAGUUAACUGUGCUGAGACUCCAAGUUGCCCGUGGACAGUCGCAGCGUCCACCCGUGUGAACUCACGUGCCCUGUAGAUGUAUCGUGCAGCGUCCGUCUGUUUCCUUGAGGUGGUACCUCUGUAUGUUCAGUUUAUGCAAUUGAUGUUGUAAAUGCAAUGCUGUAGUCUGGAUUAAUAAGUGGAUGGUUUUCCUUUCUAAAAAGAAAAAAAAAUCAGUGUUCACCCUUAGAGAGAGAUGAUCAAGUUCAUGUUAAUAACGAUCAAAGGAAUUAUUCUCUUCUUGUUAAAUUAUCUAAAUAAUGUAGCCACAGAUGAGAAGGGCUUAUCUAGACAAAUUUCAGUUUCCAACAGGAAAGGAAUGUUUCUGAGGGCAACAGUGUGUGGAAAGUACAUUUUUUAAGUAAAAAAGAGGGGAACUUUGUACUAUCCAGUUAUCUAAGGAACAAUAAAAAUAUUAGGAGA
Molecule: messenger RNA, 2644 nt
Organism: Manis pentadactyla (Chinese pangolin)
Lineage: Eukaryota; Metazoa; Chordata; Mammalia; Pholidota; Manidae
Gene: OLFM1
Product: olfactomedin 1
Exons: 6
Coding region: 276-1679 (467 amino acids)
Biological process (GO): signal transduction
Source: RefSeq, a predicted model, not a curated record